AUGAAAGAAAACCGCCGGGAAAUUGCUCGAAGCAAAGGUACACUACAAAAAAGCCGAAUGGGAGUUCGAGGAAGUAAUAUGUGCAGUAAGUGGCAUAUUUUAGAUCGAAUAUUGCUUCUAAUCAGUCUAUUACUUGCUACAAAUGCAGAGUUGAGUAGCGAUGUAAAUUCCAGGGAAGUAUAUAUGCCGAUUUUUAAUAAUGGUCUAUCGUUCAAGGUGCCGCCUAUUAAGCGGUCGUCGCUGAUAGGAGGGGCCCCGUAUGAAGAGUUUGCGUAUAGUUCAAGUUUGAGCGCUUCCGACGGUGCGUUCUGCAUGGUGUUUGAUGACGGUAUGGAUUACGUAUCUAAAGAAGUUGUUUUUGAAAUUCGUGUAAUGGAUGUUCUGCAAGAAGAAACUGACUCGAGUCGGUUUGGCGGAACCAGCCACGAUCGCGGGAAGCAGUCUCUGGACUUUAGCAUCUUUAAUAACAGGAACGGCGAUUUAUUAAGAAGCAAGAGAAACCUGGUGAGCGGGGUGUCGGUCAUCGAAGUCAAUCCUGGAGACAGCAGUCAAUUCUGGAUAUGCUUCGUAAAUCUGGUCUACGACGGGUCGUGGAGCUCGAUCGACACCGAAAAGUCUGUAACGAUGCAGAUGACCUAUAACGAUAAUCUCAAUCCCGAAAUGCUGUUCCAUUUGGCCAAGCAAAUGACACCAGAAGUCGUGCAGGCUUUGAAGAAAGUCUCCGACGGCCUAUUUGAAAUGGUGAGCGACAUCGGGCUGUUGCAAAUGGAGAGCGAUAGGCGCAAUCUAAAUGAAGCGACCUACAGCUAUCUGAUUGUGGGGUUUGUGUUGCUCAUGGUAGCACAAUUGAUAUCGAAUGUUAUAGUUACUGGCUAUUUGAUCAUCAAAAUUAAGGGCAAGCAUCCUCGCCAUAUUAGAAAGAAAGGUUUGUAA
Saccharomyces kudriavzevii IFO 1802 is the source of this 933-nucleotide messenger RNA. It is a transcript of the gene RRT6, whose product is annotated as Rrt6p. Lineage: Eukaryota; Fungi; Ascomycota; Saccharomycetes; Saccharomycetales; Saccharomycetaceae. The record is from RefSeq and is a predicted model, not a curated record. The coding region runs from base 1 to 933 and encodes 310 amino acids. The transcript has a single exon.